Molecule: messenger RNA, 1642 nt
Organism: Ruditapes philippinarum (Manila clam)
Lineage: Eukaryota; Metazoa; Mollusca; Bivalvia; Venerida; Veneridae
Product: E3 ubiquitin/ISG15 ligase TRIM25-like
Exons: 4
Coding region: 334-1314 (326 amino acids)
Molecular function (GO): zinc ion binding
Source: RefSeq, a predicted model, not a curated record
GUUCCAUAUGAAAGAAUCCUAAGUCCCUUUCAGGGAUUCGAAUUAACUCACAGCGGUGAGGGGCAAAUAGUUUGAAGUCAACGACAUUAACCACUCGGCCACGGACGCCCCAUUUAUAGCUUGUUAAAGUUGAUUUAAAUCAUGGAUUUCAUACUUUCCCCAAUAUGUUUUUUAAAACAAUUUUUUUUCAUAAUCUGGAUUUAUUACAACGUACUUGACUAUGGAUAUUGGCGAGCCGUUCCGAAUGAUUAAGGAAUGAUACGAAAACCAUUUGACAAUAUUCUACCUUAACACUAUCAUGGUGGACCUAUAAAUCAAAUUUUGAAAUAAAACAUGACAUCGGAAAAGGGAAUUAUAGGCAGGAAUUUCAUAAUCGAAGAAAACUCGUGCACACCAUGUAGGAAAACAGAGAAGAAUGCUGUGUCCAAAUAUUAUUGCACCGACUGCGAAGCAUAUUUCUGUGAACCUUGUUUCCAGUUCCAUACACGAAUUCCUCUUCUAGAAAAGCAUAUAGUGUUAAAAGGAUCAGACAUCGGUAUUUGGUCAAAACUUCCUUACAAAUGCAAAACACAUGACAAAAGUUAUGAAUUCUUCUGUGGGACACACGGGUCGCUUUGUUGCCACAUUUGUGUGUCAUUACAACAUAGGUCCUGUUCUGACAUGGAAUACAUACCUGAAAAAGCGAAAAGUAUAUGCAAAAAACAAGAAUUCAAAGACAUGAAGACAAAUACAGACAAAGAAAUAAAAGAAAUCGUGAGCUGCAAAGAAAAGUUUGACAAAAAAACCCUAAUCAACAAAAACUCAAAAGAAAAGUGUAUUAAAACUUUAAAAGAACAACGAAAAGUGAUAAAUGAUUUAUUUGACUCUUUGGAGAGAAAAACAGUUGAAUAUAUGGAUAGAAAAUUCAAUGAAAACAAUAAGUUUAUUAAUCGAGGAAACUCUGAAAUACAGGUUUACAUGCAAGAACUAGUUCAUCUCAAGGAGCAGCUGGAUACUGCAACACCUGAAAAAGAAGUUCUUGUCUUUAUAUCUUUGAAGAAAGGAGAGAAGGCAUUAUCUGAUAUCAAACAAAAGCUUUCUAAAUUAGAUGCAUCCCCAAAUAAAGAUGAGUAUCAACUGGUAACCCAAUCUGAAAUAGAGCGGUUUAUUCAAAACUUGCAUGAUCUAGGAUACAUUGAAGACGAACAGUCAAGACAAGAUUCAGCAUCUGAUGAUGUAUCAAACAUAAUAAAAAGUCCAAGGAAGGAACGUAAUAUUUGCCAAAUAUGUGGCCGACGAUGUUACAACAGAAAAUGCUACAGCUGUUCUACAUGAGGAAUUACACUUGUUCUUUGCGAGGGAGGGAUCUUAUUGACCUGUUAUAAUUAUCAUGCAGGAUAAUGAUAAAUCUUUAUGAGUGAAGUGAUGCUUGCUGUGGGUUAAUAUAAAUCUAAAUUUGUAUAGAUGUAAAAAUUUACAUGAUUCAUAUACAUUUACAUGUUUUAUACCUCAUCUAUAAAUGUUCAAACAGAAUUGCCAUUUCCUCUUCCAUAUUACCUCUAUUUAUCUUAAAAUUAGCUGUGGAGGUCUACUAAUGAGAUCGACAUAAUUUGUUUGAGCGAUGCUACUAAAUUCAGUCGAAAUAUGAUUCUGACCAAGGUUU